This is a messenger RNA of Lathyrus oleraceus (garden pea), 495 nucleotides long. RefSeq lists its product as uncharacterized. The transcript has a single exon. The record is from RefSeq and is a predicted model, not a curated record. NCBI's taxonomy places the organism in Eukaryota, Viridiplantae, Streptophyta, Magnoliopsida, Fabales, Fabaceae. Bases 1 to 495 code for a protein of 164 amino acids. Gene Ontology annotation, molecular function: nucleic acid binding; RNA-DNA hybrid ribonuclease activity.
AUGGAUCCAAUAAAGUAUAUCUUCAAAAAGCCUGUUGUUACUGGUAGAAUUUCCUGGUGGCAAAAGUUGUUGACCGAGUAUGAUAUUCAGUAUGUGACCCAGAAAGCAAUAAAAGGGAGUGUUAUGUCUGACUACCUGGAUCACCUACCUGUGGAAGGUUAUCAACUGUUGAGGUUUGACUUUCCAGACGAAGACAUUACGUUUAUUAGAGACUUCACUAUGCUAGGCUACGAGAUAAGCCCUGAGGAAGGCCCCGAACAAGGAUCGCGAUGGAAGCUUGUGUUCGAUGGUGCUUCCAAUGCUCGUGGCCAUGGCAUAGGUGUUGCUAUUACUUCUCCAACCGGUUUCCACCUUCCAUUUACCACUAGACUAUGUUUCAACUGCACCAACAAUAUGGCAGAAUAUGAAGCGUGUAUCUACGGUUUGGAGGUGGCCAUCGACUUAAGGAUCAUGACUCUUGAGGUAUACGAUGAUUCAUUUCUGGUGAUAAGUUAG